AUGGACAUGACGAGCAUCAUUGCCUUCUGGCCAGCUGCUGUUGGCUUCCUCUUCCUGGUUACGUCGGACCUCCUCCUCCCCGUCCCUGUCUGUGGCCUCAUUUUGGUGGCGCUGAUGACCUACGGACGACAGCGCCUCCGUAAAGGCUUUGAGAUGGAUCAUGGCGACUUCAAGAGCGUUUGUGGAGAUUGCCUCUUCGUGAGCUUCUGCACUCCUUGUGCAAUCUCCCAGGAGGCCCGCCAUGCGGAGAAGGCCGCUGAAGUGAACCAUCCCCUGGUGGCUUCCAAGCGCCCAUUGGAGGCCGAGGCGACAGCACCCGCCCAGGGUGCGAUGAGUCAACCCGAGGCGGGAAGUACGCCCUCGCCACCACCGGCAGCCGCAGCGGCUCCUGCGCCAGCCAAGAAGGAGGAGCCGAAAGCCGACAAAGGUGCGGACUCCGACGAAGAGUUCUGA
This is a messenger RNA of Symbiodinium pilosum, 453 nucleotides long. NCBI's taxonomy places the organism in Eukaryota, Dinophyceae, Suessiales, Symbiodiniaceae. The record is from the annotation of a GenBank genome assembly.